UCUCACUUCACCCCCUCACUAACCUGCUAUAGCCGGUAACAGAUAAAAUCAUCAAUAUAAAAUUCACAAACCCCGUUUCCCGAAGCAACUUCUCAAUUUCAACCUCAUCGAUAUCUCGCUCCCACGAUUACGCAGAUCGUGUUGUGUUUUUUAUCUUAGAUGGCAGACAAUGAAGAAGGAGGGGGAAAGGCUCCUCGUGGGAAUGAUUGGGAGGUUGUAUCUCUCACGGCAUCAACAUAUGCUGCUGCUCCUGGUCCCACUGAAGUUGAGUUGAAGGACGGUGACAAGGAAGAUGUGUAUGCACAGGAUGAAGCUGAGACAUCUCGUGCUUUGUUUAUGUCUGGCCACUUUGUCUUUCCACCCAGUCAGCAUGAAAACUUGCCAGUGCAACCUGACUGUAGUGAGAUUCAUGAUGAAUCUAGAGACGAAGAUAUUUCCUCUGAAGAGACUCGUGAAAAAGCAACCAGGCGUAGUGGAAAGGAUGAAGAAAACUUGACAUUAGCUGGAUUGAAUGUUUCAGAGGAUUUUGAGGGUAUACAAUAUUUUGAUGAGAAAAUCAACAGAUUAUCUGUUCAUGGUAAGCAGUUUGAGGAAGGUACAACUCUUCCAGGUUAUGUUUUGGUUGGAAAACGGGAGGGGGAAAGUAUAUAUGACCCUGCAAAAUACACUAAUUUCCACAGUGAAACAGCUAUUGGGGAUGUUACAUCAUAUGACCAGAGCAUAGUUGAGUCUGAAACUACCGAAUCAAAAGAGCAACUGCCAGUGAACUCUUCCAGAGAUGAUGACAAAUACGACACUUCAGAUCUUCCUUGUGGAGCUUGGUGGAAACGAACAGCUGCUUCCUUAUAUACUCAUGCCAAAGAGGCAAAUACAGUCUGGUCUAUUUUCAUUGCAGCUACAGUUAUGGGCAUUGUAAUGCUUGGCCAUCGCUGGCAGCAACAAAGAGCUCUACAACUUAAGUGGCAAGUCAGUGUAAAUGAUGAGGUGAGGAGCAAGGUGCUUGGUCCCAUAUCUAGACUCAAAGAUGUGAUUGUUGGUGGGCACCGCCGUGGCUCCUUGAUCAGGGGAAGUUCCUCUGGUGAAAGUUGAAGUGAAGGUAGCUCAGUGCAUGUGGCUCCUAUCAUGUGGUACAAAAUGACAUGAUGACAGAAAGUUGAAUGUCAGUUUGAGGCCGAGGAUGAGAAAUGCUGCAGUAGAUAAACGCAGGUUUGGUACUGGAAUUGGUUCCACCUUUCCCUAUUAUGAAUGCCCUUAUCCAAACAUUUUAUAUUGUGAACUUUCUUCAUGUUUGCCUUGAUUUGCAUUGUAUAGCUCUUAUGUUCUUCAACUUGGUAAGUUUUGUAUUCUGAUUAUGUGAAAUUGGCAGUUUAGACACCAAAUAUGAGAUGUAAAUGAGUUGGUUGCUAUAA
Molecule: messenger RNA, 1409 nt
Organism: Lotus japonicus
Lineage: Eukaryota; Viridiplantae; Streptophyta; Magnoliopsida; Fabales; Fabaceae
Product: ATG8-interacting protein 1
Exons: 3
Coding region: 160-1089 (309 amino acids)
Cellular component (GO): intracellular membrane-bounded organelle
Source: RefSeq, a predicted model, not a curated record